CACAGUCCAGAUUCACUCCCAUUCUUCAUUCCUGUAAAUGGCCGAGCAAAACUUAAUUUGCUAGCCAACAAGCACAUGCUAAUUAGUUACCUACCUCCCCUACGCACACCGACCAAAUUAAACUUUCCCAAAGAAAAUAGAAGAAUAUAUAAAAGAACUUUCCAUUCCAAUUCGAGUUGCGCCCAUCUUGGCCUUAAGUAAACGCACAUCGUGUGCCCUGUUCCUGAAUCCUGUCCGACCCCUCCCCCCAAAACCUUCCCUGGAUCGCCACCAUGGAUGCGCAGAAGCAAGAGCAGAGGAGCUACUGGAGAUGGAGCAAGCAAGACUUCUUCCCCGAGGAAUCCUUCGCCAGCUUCGCCUCCUACAAGGCAGCCCUCUCCCAGACCUUCCCUCGCCUCAGGGAUCGCAUCCUUGACCGGUCGACUCGGUCCAAAGAGCUCGUCGAGCUCAAGAAGGAGAGCGAGAAUGACAUGAAACGCUGCCUCAACUGGUGGGACCUCAUGUGGCUCUGCUUCGGCUCCGUUGUCGGGUCGGGCAUCUUCGUCAUCACCGGCCAGGAGGCCCACGACCACGCCGGCCCUGCGAUCGUGCUCUCCUACGCCAUCUCGGGCCUCUCUGCAUUGCUCUCCGCCUUCUGCUACACGGAGUUCGCGGUCGAAAUCCCCGUCGCUGGUGGGUCUUUCUCGUACUUGCGUAUUGAGCUAGGCGAUUUCAUUGCUUUCAUUGCGGCCGGUAAUAUUCUCUUGGAGGCCAUUGUGGGCGCGGCUGGCUUGGGUCGUUCUUGGACGUCGUAUUUCGCGAGCAUGAUCAAGAACGACCCUGAUUUCUUGAGAUUUCACGUCAAGGGUUUGGCCGAGGGGUUUAAUCUCUUGGACCCUUUGGCUGUAGUGGUGAUUGUGGUGGCUAAUAGCAUUGCGAUGGCCGGGACAAAGCAUACCUCUUGCUUGAAUUGGAUCAGUUCUGUGAUUAGUGCGGGGGUCAUAGUGCUUAUAAUAGCAAUUGGGUUCUCUCGUGGUCAUGUGUCCAAUUUAGUCCCCUUUUUCCCUCUAGGAGCGAGCGGGGUUUUCACCGCCGCAGCAGUCGUGUACUGGUCUUACACGGGGUUUGACAUGGUGGCGACCAUGGCCGAAGAGACGAAGAAGCCGUCCAGGGACAUCCCAAUCGGUUUGGCCGGUUCGAUGACUGUGAUCACCGUGAUUUACUGUUUGAUGGCUCUGGCACUGACCAUGAUGCAGAAGUACACUGAAAUUGACCCCAAUGCGGCUUAUUCUGUCGCUUUCGCGAGGAUUGGCAUGAAGUGGGCUAAGUAUGUCGUCAGCAUUUGUGCCCUCAAGGGAAUGACCACAAGUUUGCUGGUCGGGGCUCUUGGGCAAGCUCGGUAUAUGACUCAGAUUGCCAGGGCUCAUAUGAUCCCGCCCUGGUUCGCUCUCGUUCACCCAAAAACCGGCACUCCUGUUAAUGCUACUCUAUUGAUCACCGUGCUUGGUUCUGCUGUGGCAUUAUUCUCUAGCUUGGAUGUAUUGUCUAGCGUGUUCUCCUUCAGUACGCUGCUAAUUUUCAUGCUCGUCGCCAUUGCAUUGCUGGUGAGACGGUAUUAUGUUAAGGGCGAGACUCCAAAGAGCGAUCUUCGCAAGUUUUUGGCUUCUCUGUUCGUCAUAGUCGCUUCUUGCAUCGGAGGGACAGCACUUUGGCGCUCAAACGUUGGAGGAUGGAUCGGUUAUGUGGUUGCUGUUGUUUUCUGGGUUUUGGGCACUUUAGGAAUGGAAUUGCUGCCGCAGCUGCGUGUGCCACAGCUCUGGGGGGUUCCCCUGGUUCCACAUCUGCCGUCGUUGUCGAUCGGGACGAACAUAUUCCUGAUCGGUUCGCUGGGCACUGAAGCAUUCUGGAGGUUCUUCAUCUGCACUGCGGUGAUGAUACUCUACUAUCUCCUCGUCGGGCUUCACGCGACUUACGACGUGGCUCGCCAUAUGGCACAGGAAUCAAAAGUCGAAGAUGGAAAGGGGAAAGUAGAUCAUGGCUUGUCAUAGGGGGUGGUGUUGGGUAUAGCCUUGGAUACUGUAUAGUAGUAUAUCCCCUUCCAGUUUGGACAUCGUUGCUGAUGAAUUGGAUACUUUUGCCGAAUAAUAAAGUAUGAUACAUUGUUAAAA
Syzygium oleosum is the source of this 2147-nucleotide messenger RNA. RefSeq names its product cationic amino acid transporter 8, vacuolar-like. The record is from RefSeq and is a predicted model, not a curated record. Gene Ontology annotation, cellular component: plasma membrane. The transcript has a single exon. NCBI's taxonomy places the organism in Eukaryota, Viridiplantae, Streptophyta, Magnoliopsida, Myrtales, Myrtaceae. The coding region runs from base 273 to 2027 and encodes 584 amino acids. Gene Ontology annotation, molecular function: amino acid transmembrane transporter activity. Gene Ontology annotation, biological process: transmembrane transport; amino acid transport.